UGCCGCCUCUCCCUCCCUCCCUCCCUUGAGUCGUAACGCACACAGCUCGCACACGCUCAUCACUCACACUAUUCUCUCCUUAACUCCGCCACCCACGCGCCCGCCCGACCGCCGCAUGGGCGAUCUACGAGCCCACCCGUCCGGCGAGCUCCGGCCACCGGAGCUGCCGCUCGACCCGCUCGAGUUCCUCUCCCGCUCCUGGAGCGCCUCCGGCCGCGCGCUCGGGCCCCCGCCGCCGGCCGCGCUCGUCGUCAGCCCCAUCGCCGAGGACGCCGCGUGCGAGCUCGACGACGGGGGAUUGCCCUCCGCCGCCGCUGCCGCAGGGAGCUCCUUCUCCUUCGCGUCCGCGGCCACGUCGCAGCUCAUCAUGGAACGGAUCCUCGCGCAAUCGCAAGAAGUGGCGCCGCUCACCUCCGGCCGGCUCUCGCACAGCAGCGGCCCUCUCAACGGCGGCGGCUCCCUCUCCGACAGCCCACCGGUCUCGCCAGAGAUCGAUGACGCAAAGUACUGCAGAGCAGUGAGCACGCCGAAGCCACAGGCGUACCGGGCCGGCAACAAGACUGUUGGCCGGUGGCUCAAGGACAGGAAGGAGAAGAGGAAAGAGGUGACCCGGGCACACAAUGCGCAGGUCCAUGCCGCUGUUUCGGUUGCGGCCGUGGCUGCUGCAGUGGCAGCUGUGGCUGCCGCGACCGCCACAGCCUCAGGAUCCGGCAAGGAUGACCGUGCCGCCCGCACCGACAUGGCUGUGGCGUCUGCAGCCACACUUGUGGCUGCGCAAUGUGUUGAGGCCGCGGAGUCCAUGGGGGCUGAGCGUGAGCAUUUGGAGGCAGUUGUUGGCUCCGCCGUGAACGUCAGGACACCUGGAGACAUUGUCACUGUCACAGCUGCUGCAGCUACUGCAUUGAGAGGUGCGGCGACAUUGAAGGCGAGGGCUUUGAAGGAGGUGUGGAACAUCGCGGCGGUGAUCCCAGUAGAGAGGGGCACAGUGGGGGGAGGGCACAAUCAGAAGCACAGUGCGCCGAAGCAGCAUCGCAAGUUGGAGAGCAAUGGCAGUAGCAUCAGCGAUGACGUUUCGCUUGAGGAGGAGAACAACUUCCUGGGCAUCUGCAGCCAAGAGCUUCUUGCUCGCGGCACUGAGCUCCUAAAACGCACUCGGAAAGGUGCGCUGCACUGGAAGGUUGUAUCAGUGUACAUCAACCGGACGGGCCUGGUCAUGCUCAAAAUGAAGAGCCGGCAUGUUGCAGGGACAAUCACCAAGAAGAAGAAAAGUGUGGUGAUAGAUGUGUGCAAGGACAUCUCGGCGUGGCCCGGCCGACACCUGCUGGAGGACGGCGAGCACCGCCGGUACUUCGGCCUCAGGACGGCAGAGCACCGAGUGAUCGAGUUCGAGUGCACCAGCCAGCGAGAGUACGAGAUGUGGACAAAGGGCGUGGCGCGCCUCCUCAGCAUUGCCGGUGAGCGGAAGGGCCUCGCGUGACUCUGCCAGCGCCACCGCCACCGCCAACCUGUGGACGCCGGUGUCGGCCCGGGCCAUCUGUUUGCUAGGCUGUAGAUGUGAGGUUGAAGGCAACCGAGCGACAUGGGCAUGGGGGGGGGGGGGGGGUUCUCCCCCCUGUGUCCCACAGGAAUUAUGUAGCUAGGGGCUCCUGCUGUUGUUGGGGCAGAAAAUUAAAUCAAUGGCGGUGUGUGGUUUGUGUGCAUUGCAUGGGGUUCCAUCCCUCAUGGUAAGAAGAGGAAGGGCAUGCUUGGUUUCUGUGCUCUUCCUUCUUGUUCUGUCUGUCACCUGUAAGUUCUGCUCCUUUUUCUUCAUCUGGGGGUGUCGCCAUACACAAGUCUAUCUGGAGUUCACUGUGGCUAGAAAAAGGUAAAUGCUUUGUUUUUUAGACAAAGAUAAAUGCUUCGUUAUGUUAGUAAUUGGUAAA
Phragmites australis (common reed) is the source of this 1922-nucleotide messenger RNA. Its product is annotated as VAN3-binding protein-like. Gene Ontology annotation, biological process: auxin-activated signaling pathway; leaf vascular tissue pattern formation; phloem or xylem histogenesis. The record is from RefSeq and is a predicted model, not a curated record. The transcript is spliced from 7 exons. NCBI's taxonomy places the organism in Eukaryota, Viridiplantae, Streptophyta, Magnoliopsida, Poales, Poaceae. Bases 116 to 1477 code for a protein of 453 amino acids.